This is a messenger RNA of Tetrapisispora phaffii CBS 4417, 2973 nucleotides long. RefSeq names its product ATP-dependent RNA helicase NAM7 (gene NAM7). NCBI's taxonomy places the organism in Eukaryota, Fungi, Ascomycota, Saccharomycetes, Saccharomycetales, Saccharomycetaceae. Gene Ontology annotation, cellular component: cytoplasm. Gene Ontology annotation, biological process: nuclear-transcribed mRNA catabolic process, nonsense-mediated decay. Bases 1 to 2973 code for a protein of 990 amino acids. The record is from RefSeq and is a predicted model, not a curated record. Gene Ontology annotation, molecular function: RNA helicase activity; RNA binding; ATP binding. The transcript has a single exon.
AUGGAAGAUACAACUAAUGUUUUAUACCAACCUGAGAAUGUACAAGACUUAGAUGGGUUUGCCUCGGAAGGAAACAGCUUUAAUGAUUCUGAAGAUGAAGCACAACUACAUUUGAAUUUGAAUAGUAAAGUCGAAUUGAGAGAAAAUGCCGACGACUUUGGCUCCAAUGGCCAUAGUGGACAUGCACACAAUGAGAUACAGGUUAGUUCUGCUGAACAUGCUUGUGGUUACUGUGGGAUUGAUUCUCCAACCUCUGUGGUUAAAUGUAACACCUGUAAGAAAUGGUUUUGUAAUUCAAAGAAUGGAUCGUUAUCUGGGUCUCAUAUUGUUAACCAUCUAGUUCUAUCGCAUCAUAAUGUAGUAUCAUUACAUCCGGAUUCGGAUUUGGGUGAUACUGUUUUAGAAUGUUACAACUGCGGUUGUAAGAAUGCAUUUUUAUUAGGUUUCGUUUCAGCCAAAAGUGAAGCUGUAGUGGUUCUUUUAUGCCGUAUUCCAUGCGCACAGACUAAAAAUGUCAAUUGGGAUACUGACCAAUGGCAGCCAAUUAUUGAGAAUAGACAAUUUUUAUCUUGGGUAGCAGAAGAACCAACUGAAGAAGAAAAGUUAACGUCAAGAUUGAUCACGCCUUCUCAAAUAUCGAAGUUGGAGGCUAAAUGGAGAUCUAAUAAAGACGCCACUAUCAACGAUAUUGAUAUCCCAGAAAGUCAAGAAGAAAUUGUAUCUGUUCUAUUGAGAUACCAAGAUGCAUACGAGUAUCAACGUUCAUACGGUCCACUAAUUAAGCUUGAAGCAGAUUACGAUAAACAACUGAAAGAAUCUCAAGCUCUAGAACAUAUAUCGAUCGAAUGGUCAAUAGCACUUAACAAUAGGCAUAUGGCCUCAUUUGCUCUAUCGACAUUUGAAUCGAACGAAUUAAAAGUUGCAGUUGGUGAUGAAAUGAUUCUAAGAUAUUCUGGGAUGCAGCAUCCAGAGUGGGAAGGUAGAGGUUAUAUUGUUCAUUUACCAAAUAGUUUCAAGGACGAAUUUUCACUGGAAUUAAAACCAAGUAAAACCCCACCUCCAAUUCAUCUAGGGACUGGGUUUACUGCGGAAUUUAUUUGGAAGGGUACAUCUUAUGAUAGAAUGCAAGAUGCAUUGAAAACGUUUGCUGUGGACAAGAAAUCUAUUUCUGGAUAUUUAUAUUAUAAAAUUUUAGGGCAUGAAGUUCUGGACAUCGCUUUUGAUGUUCCGAUUCCAAAAGAAUUAUCCAUUCCACAUUUUGCUCAAUUAAACGCAUCGCAAGCGAGUGCAGUUGCAAAUGUGCUACAGAAACCAUUGUCAUUGAUCCAAGGUCCACCUGGUACUGGUAAAACAGUCACAUCUGCUACCAUAGUUUAUCACUUAUCGAAGUCACACAAAGACCGUAUUUUAGUAUGUGCACCAUCAAAUGUUGCAGUUGAUCACUUGGCAACAAAAUUACGUGAUUUAGGUUUGAAAGUAGUAAGAUUAACUGCAAAGAGUAGAGAAGAUGUAGAAAGCUCUGUUUCAAAUUUAGCCUUGCACAACUUAGUUGCUAGAGCAGCAAAGGGUGAAUUAAGAAAAUUAUUGAAAUUAAAGGAAGAGGUAGGAGAACUAUCUGCUAGUGAUACCAAAAAAUUCGUAAAACUACUUAGAAAAACAGAAUCAGAAAUAAUGAAGAAGGCUGACGUUGUAUGUUGUACGUGUGUUGGUGCAGGUGACAAGAGAUUAGAUACCAAAUUUAGAACUGUCCUGAUUGAUGAAAGUACACAAGCUUCUGAACCAGAAUGUUUAAUUCCAAUCAUAAAGGGUGCAAAGCAGGUCAUUCUAGUCGGUGACCACCAACAAUUAGGCCCUGUUAUUUUAGAAAGAAAAGCUGGUGAUGCAGGUUUGAAGCAAUCAUUAUUUGAAAGGUUGAUUUCCUUAGGCCAUAUUCCAAUUCGUUUGGAAGUUCAAUAUCGUAUGAACCCUUACUUGAGUGAAUUCCCAAGUAAUAUGUUUUAUGAAGGUAGUUUACAAAAUGGUGUAACAAUUGAACAAAGAACAGUAUCUGCAAGUUCAUUUCCAUGGCCAAUUCAUGAAAUUCCUAUGAUGUUUUGGGCAAAUUUUGGAAGGGAAGAAAUUUCUGCAAAUGGUACAUCGUAUUUAAAUAGAAUUGAAGCUAUGAAUUGUGAACGUAUUAUUACGAAAUUAUUCAAAGAUGGUGUAAAACCUGAACAAAUCGGUGUUAUUACUCCGUACGAAGGCCAAAGAGCUUAUAUAUUACAAUACAUGCAAAUGAAUGGUUCUUUAGACAAGGAAUUGUAUAUUAAUGUUGAGGUAGCUUCCGUGGAUGCUUUCCAAGGUCGUGAAAAGGAUUAUAUCAUCCUAUCUUGUGUUCGUGCAAAUGAACAACAAGCGAUUGGUUUUUUGAGUGACCCACGUCGUUUAAAUGUUGGUUUGACUCGUGCAAAAUAUGGUUUAGUUAUUUUAGGUAAUCCAAGAUCGCUAUCCAGAAAUUCAUUAUGGAAUCACCUUUUGAUUCACUUUAGAGAAAAAGGUUGUUUAGUUGAAGGUUCCUUAGACAAUUUGCAAUUAUGUACUGUUGAAUUAACUAGAUCAUAUCAGAAAAAAAGAAACCCAAAUAAAUUUGAUUUUAAUAUGGCAGCUAACAUGGGUGAAUUCAAUUCCUUUAACGAUUUUGACACUCAAAGUUUAUUAUCUUUCGCAGGCGGCAACGCCUCUGCUGCUGCUAUGUUCAACAAUUCAUUUGGACAAACAAAUGAUUGGCCAAAUAACUUCAAUAACAAUGAAUAUGGAUCUGGUUACUACUCCCCUGUGAAUGAUAACAAGCAACAGAUGCCUCAAGGAGAAUCUUUUUCGAAAUUUGACUCAAGUUUGUCCAGAAAUUUGCAAGAGAAUAAAGGUGCUAGAUCAAGAUACGAGCCUACUGAAAUCAGUAAUCUAAAUAAUGAAAUGUCGUCGUUAGGUUUUUAG